Molecule: messenger RNA, 7221 nt
Organism: Porites lobata
Lineage: Eukaryota; Metazoa; Cnidaria; Anthozoa; Scleractinia; Poritidae
Source: the annotation of a GenBank genome assembly
AGGACAUAAAGAUAGAGAAAUGCUGAUUAGAACGUAAAGGGAUACUGUUGUGCAGAUGUUUUGGAAAAAACUGUCUCCUUUUUGUAGUAAGAAAUGAUAACUCUCUCAAAGAAGAUUAAGGAAGAAAGGGACAAGAAGGAGAAGGUGAAAAGUACUUCUGGGAGUCCCAAAAUUUCGAGAAUAUCCGUUCGAGAUAAGUUACUUGUCAAAGGUAGGCUCAUAUACUUCAUAAGACAUAGAUCGUUGUUGUAACUGAACCAAAUUUAUGAGUUCAAAAAGCUUAUAUGUCCAGGUUACUACCUAGCAUUGGAAGCCUAGAUUUUUAUUGCAGUUUUCAUGUUUUGUCUAAUUUUUGCUAGUUUAUGCUCACACUCGAUACGCCCCGGUACUUGUUUUUGUUUUUCCGCUUUUAGAAGUGACAGAACUGGAGGAAAAUGCGCUUGGUAAGAGCUAACUAUGAGCCUUAUGUGCUGUAAUAUCGAUGCAAGUUUGGGAUCAUUAGGCGUUUCUGGGAAACUGCCCACCAACCCCUCCCCUAAGCCAACAUUUUGCCCUAAGUGAGAAGUAAGUGUUGCAGUAGUCUUAGGGGAGAGGUAGGUGGGCAGUUUCCCAGAAAUGUAUAAUGCCUACAAUCUUGUAAGAAAACGGUCCUUGUAAGUAAAUAUGCAUACGUUUUGUGAUGUUUAUAAUUAAAUAAACUGCUUAGACAGUUUUUUGUUUGAUAUUGUCCCCUUGGUUGGGAUUUUUAUCAAUGCAGAGGUAAUAACAAGCUAACUUAUAACUCUAGAACAAUGAAGACUUGAGAAUCUCAGAAAAUAUACUGUUUAGAUUCCUUGUGGUCUGCCAAGUCCUGAGGGAAUGGUAUUUAGCAUUCUUGUAUGUGCCCCUUCCCCACUCGGAGGAGUGGGGUGGGACUGCUCCAAAGCACCUAAAGAUACCAUAUUUACUCAAAUGAUGGAAAGAUAGAAAACUUGAGCCUUGUAAUGCAUAGGGGAAAGAUUUGGUGACAGUUUGAAAAUUGUACAAUUUUCAAGGAUUUUUUGGGGGAAAACUGCUAAACCAUGACUCGGUGGCAAGAGUUUAUUUCCCCAUACAAUGCUUCUAAUUUUCGGCAGCCAUUGCUAUCACUAAUUUUGAAUUACACAGCUGAAAAUUUACAAGGUAUUUUUUAUGCUCUUUCAGUUCGAUCCUGCUGAAGUCACUUUCAAUCAAGAAUUGAUUUACAUGUUUACAGAAAGUUGAUCAUGUGAUAAACUAUUACAAAAGGCCUAUUUCCAAGCAUCCUACAUCCCAAUAUGGCUGACGAUCAUUUUUUCACUUUUGUUAUUGUCCGGAUUGACACAACCUCAUGUACACUACAAACACAAGUGGCUACACUUGCACUUGCACAGUGGAAACUCAGUAUAAUGAAGGUUCAAGGGACUACCAAAAUUUGUUCACUAUAACAAGGUUUUGUUAUGUUGAGGUUCUUUUUAAAAUAUUUUACUACUACUGGGGUAAAGAAAAUCAUUCGUUAUAUCAAGGUUCCACUGUACUUGCAUUGAGUAGGGGUAUGGGAGGUGCAGUGGUGAGCGUACUCGCCUCCCACCAAUGUGAUCCAUGUUCAAAUCCCAGCCUGGAUGUUGGUUGCCUCCCUUGCUAAGCAAGGUUUUUCCUCUUUACUCCUGUUUACCUCUCUCCUCCAGAACCAUGAUCUGGAACAAACAAACGGACUCAUUUAAAUAAGUUCUUAAGAACUCAUAAGUGCUCUAUGCUACAGGCAAAUGAAUUAUUACGAUAACAAUUAUUCUUACUAUUUACAUGUUUUUGACAUACAUUGUCUUGGGCCUGUCUUUGUGUUUGCUUCAUACAUGCAAGUCAGUCUUCAAUUCAGUGAUCUUAUCAUUAAUUUUUUAGUCUCACUUCUCUUUUUAUGACAGAUUCUUGCAAAGUUGAGUUUAAGGACCCGAAUGUUCUUCAUGAAUUCACUCUCACCAUAACUCCAGGUAAGAAAGUAAACCUUUUCCCUUCAUUUUCUGUUCAGACAUAUUGUACUGUAUUCAUCAAUUUUUAUUUUCUUAAUUGGAAGGAGAAGGCUACUGGAAGGAUGGGAUUUUUAUCUUUCAUGUCCUUAUACCAGAGGAUUAUAACAUAAAGGUCAGCAAAAAGUGAUAAUACUUUAUUGAAGUUGGGGUAUUUGUUUAUCAGUCUUUUCUACAAGCUCUUCCUUUUUAUGUCUUUUUCUGGUGUCUAAGAUUAUCUUGUGAAGGUUCAGUUAUUUCCCUAUUUCAAUUUUUAUUGGGAUGCCUUUGGCAUGUAGCUUAAACAAAAAUUAGGUUUGUCGCCUCUGUCCAUAAAAGAGAAAUGGUGGACACAUGACCCACAAUGCGAUAUAGAAGUGACUAUGCAUGUAUUCAGCAUGCAAAAAGUAUGAUUAUAUCUCUUCCCUUUUUCCAAAAUAUUAUACCACUGCAUACACAAACAGCCCAAGGUACAUCUUUAUAGGCAUCUAGUUAUUUGUCUCCUUUGCAAAAUUAGAGAGUCUUAGAACUGUGCUCUAACAGUGCCAAGUGCUCCCUCUCAGCAAGUUAUGGGUGUUAACCCUUUAAGCCCUAAGAGUGAUCAGCAUCAAAUUUCUCCUUGUAAUAUCAAUGCUUUGUUAAACAGAUUGGUCAUGAGAAUUACAGACGUGAUCACACAAGAUAAAUUUUCUUGAUAUUUUAUCAACUUCUCCCCAGUACUUCUGUAGGAAAUAAAUAGGGGCAACAAAUGAGAAUUCAAAUUUUGAUCUUAGGGUUUAAAGGGUUAAAGGUUCAGUGCUUUAGGCUCCUUACAAAUUAAUAGCACAGCCAAAAGUCUGAAGAAACAUAAAAGUGAUUAAUUUCAGUUGCAAAGACUUCAAGACCAUCAGGCAAAAUGUUGGAGAUUACCAGGACAAGAUAGAAAGAAAAGUGCAAAUGAGUCAGACUACCAAUGUAUGACAAAUUAUGUCUAGAUUUUGAGAUCAAACCAAAAGUUUCCAAGACCAACCAUUUGCCUUUCCACCACCCCCUAGCCUAGUAAGCUUGUAUGGUCCUGUGGUAAAUGUAUGCGUCGUAUAAUCCAUUAUCAUCUGAUGAAUGAACUAGCAUCCUAUCCUGGGUAGGGAUGGGCAAGGGGGGGGGGGGGGUUGUAAGAGGGCAUCAUUUUACUGAAUUCAAUCCACAGGGGGCAUAGUUUACCAAAAGUUCAUGCUAUGAUGAAUUCUUUUUCAGCCACCACAUGUCUCGUGUGAAACAAAAAUUUGGCAUCCAAAUAUAAGUGAGAAUGGUGAAGUGUGUUUAAGGUAUGUGGUUUGUGAAUGAUGUUUGAAACGCAUUCUGUUUGGUAUUUUGUUCUAAAAAAGCUCGUGGAUUUGAUUAUAUAAAUUAAUAAACCUAUUAUUAUUAUUUUUGACCAUUUGUUGACAAGUAUAAACAUAUUAAUUCCUCGUUAGUUUUGGCUCUUUUUUAUUUGAAAUUAAUGUUUAAUGUUUUUUUUUUGUUCAGUUUGUUGAGGGAACACACACUUGAUGGUUCUGGCUGGGCUCCAACUAGAAAAUUAAAGGUACGUAGUUAAUACUUUAACCCCCAAAAGUGACCAACACCGAUUUUCUUCUGACAAUAACGAUACAGAAUUAAGAAAAAAGGUUAUUAUUCAGAAAGAGAGAAUGCAUGAAUCUUUAUCAAAUUCUCUUCAAUAAUUCUUUAAGGAAAUGUAUGUUCUCCAGUCUAAAGGUCUAUACUCAGAUAUUUGUUGAGGUCAUUUGGUGGUCACUUACAGGGUGUCCCAAAAGUUCAUUCCUCUAAUUUCAUGCACUAUAACUUUUGAUCAAAACUUUAUUUUGACAUCAAAUUUCUAGAAGAUCUUUGUCUCUCUGUCGAGUACAUGUAUUCAGAAUUUCAGUAACUGGCAUGCCCUUUUUGUUUGUUUUUUUUUUAUCACACUCUGUAGCCAUUGCGUCAUGAAGUGGGAUUGCGUGUAGACCCACAGAUGAUCCAUUUUGAGCUUUUUUAUCACCUGGUGCGGCAGCAGCCAGUUCAGCCCCUAAAUAAUAUUUGUUUAGUUUAGGCAGCUGAAAAAAAAUAUUUUGGGCAUUCAUCCAAAAAAGAUAAUCAUCCCAGCCCCCUAAGUUCCGCAGCAAGGCUUUUGUACUUCUUUACAAAUUUGAGACGAGCUGGGCGUUACUUAGCAGAUUAAACAGGUUUUUUUUGCCAUCUCAGGGGCCUCUAAUUUUAGUAAUUUUAAACAUUUUAAUCAGCUUUUCAUGAUCCUUUCUAGACUUUGCUUGCUAACUAUGUGAGAGCUUCCUCGUUGAGUCUCCUAUUUUCUAUCUAGCCUUCUUAAAAACUAUUUUAGCUGCUUUAUUCAGGACUCUUGGUCUUCUCCUUAAUUUCUUGCCUUCAAAAGCUUCAUUCCUCCAUGAUCAUUUAAUCACCCAACAUUUGGAUUUUUCCAGUUUUUUAGCAGUUUCUUCAACAGAUAAGCCAGUAAAUCGAAGCUUAUGCUCUCACAUAGCGGAACGUUUUUGUGUUGAAGAGGUUUAUCUUCUGUGAUAUGCACAAAAAACAAGGAAGGAGUUCGAGCAAUUUGGGCUAUAAAAUACAAAAAAUAUGUGGCUGGAAAAUAUACUCGCGUACGCACACCUUUAGCACGGAAGCACACAAAUCGAAUAUUCGCAUCAAAAGACAGCACAACAAGGAUGAAAAUAGUGAAUUAGUUUGAAAGCCACAACUUUUGUUUAAAUGAUUUGCUUACCAAGUCCAAUCAAACUGAAAUACAGACUUAUAACGUAGAGGAACGAACUUUUGGGACACCCUGUAUACCAUAGUAUGUUAGUAUGUUUGUGUGUAACAAUUUUGUUUAUGGGUUUACGACACAUUAGUUCCUUUGUAUGGUACUUAAGUUGAUGUGCAUUUAAAAAGUCGCACCAACAUCACACCUUAAGCAACAGCAGCAACCUGGGCUCUGAAAAUUAAUACGUUAAGUCCCCAUGCUAAAAAAACACCAACAACAAAAACUCGGUAAUCCUGCCUUUAGAUGACAUCACAGGGCAAGAUUUCAUAUCAAUAGAGUUAUCAGCAGUAAUUUUUCUUGUGAAUUAAUUAAGACUUCCUUCUUCUUACCUUAUUACUGUAAUUAUUAUUUCCCAUAGGAUAUUGUCUGGGGACUGAAUUCUUUGUUUACUGUAAGUGCUUUUCAAUGUUAUUAUUCUAGUCUUAACUAAUAAACAAGCUUAUUCCCAAGGGUUCUCUUCCAAGGGUUUUCAUUAAGAAUCCUGGUAGCAGGAGAAAGGUGUAAAGUUACAGGACAAAGAGGCUUCAUGUUUGAAUAAAAAAUGGUCAUAGGCUACUGAACGUUAGCUGAAGAAUUCUGCGUAGUAAGCGGAGAAUUCUCUAAUCUCCGAUGCCUAAUGAAAACCCUGUCUUCCACUCAAUUCCCAGGGGGCAAGUAGGAGAGAUGCUGGAUAUAAAGGUUUAUAAAGGCAUUAGUGGGGCUAUGUCAUACUAUUUGUUAUAUUUUUAAAAAGCUAAAACUUUUUGUAGCAAUUGAAUUCCAAAAAUAAUAUUGUCGUGGUUUGUUAAUUAAGACUUUAUUAAUUUUUUUUAGGCAUUGAAACUGUGUUUUGUGAUUUACAGUGAUCUGGGAUGCAUCUUGUGAAAAAUCAUGAGUCCCAGUCCGGAACCAUUGAGUCCGAAAUUGAAAAUGCUUGUACCUUUAUGUAACCAGACAGUUAAUCUUGAGACAGAUGCCAAACCUCUUUAUUACAAUUUACUGUUCAAAUUAAAAUAAUAAUAGUCCCCCUAUAUAUUUAGGAAAUGGAUAAAUGGAUACCCCCCUCACUAACAUUAGGUAUUGCUGGUUACUUUGUAUUUUGAAACCAGGACUUGUUAAACUUUGAUGAUCCACUAAAUGUUGAGGCGUCAGAGUUGUUUUUCAAAAAUAAGGUAAGAGCUCCUAUUGCUAUUUCUUUCAGAAUGCUCUUUUUACAUUUUGAUAGCUUGACUAAUGCCCGCCAACUCUUAAGCCUUCAGAUUGAAAACUUCAAAAUCUCAUGCCAAAUCUUUCCAUCAGAGUGUGAUUAACAAACUCAUACCUGGUGAAAAAAUUUGGCCUGACACAUUUCCAAAAAAUUUAUACGUCCAGCAUAAGUAAAUUCAAACCAUUCCAUAAAAAGAAAAUGACAUGUGGACAAUCAUACCUCCCCAGAAAUCUAUGAUAAUUAUAUUAACCCUCCAAGUCAAAAGAAUUAGAUGUACCCACAUUAACUCCUAACAACACCAGUACAGUUAUAGUCAAGAUAAUAAACUGAUUACCAACGGGAAACUGUUUUAACAAGCUCUCUCAGCUAACCUCAUAAGAAAAUGUAUGAAAAUCAGUCCAGAGAGGCUUGUGAUACUGUUGCUCUGAUUCCUAGCCAACACAAUACCCAAACCAAAAAUAUUAUUAACUUUCAACAGGAGUCAUUUCGAAGAAGAGUAGAGGACUACAUCAGAUUGUAUGCAUCACCCAGGAGAUAACAAAUGUGCAAGAUUAAUUAGCAAAAACAAGUAUUGUGUCUUAAAUAUAGAAAAAUUAAUGACAAGGAGACCGAGUUGUAAACAGACAACAGCUUCGGAGAAGGAAAACUUGGAAGGGUGAUAAAUUUUGAAUCUUUUUCUUUUUCUGAACUUCCAAGACAUGUGGCUGAAGCCAAAAUACAAGAUGCAGAAACUGCUCAAAAAGAGAAACCAAGGCUCACUAUUUUGUGAGACUUUCAAUACUUUCGCCCCUGUAAAUACACCUGUAGGUUAAAUUUGUACAAUAUACAAACAAAUCGCUACUUUUUGCUGGGUUUUUGGUGUAAGUGAGAAAGACGCAACGCGAGACUAGGCUUUGAUUCUGACUUUACUGACAUGAGUCAUUUAAUGUGAAUAGGACAGUGUACAUUGAUGAUUAGUCAGUCGGUCUGUCUUCUAAUAUGGAUGUAUCCUAGCUACAUCACUUUAAUUGUACUAAAGUUUCUGGGUAAGAACGUGUCUGCCCCUCCAGAAACAAAAAGCCACCAAAGAAAACACAUGUUAAAUUAGCCAAAAAAAUAAUUGGAAAGAUAUUCCUUUUCUUAUUCCAUAUCUCCCCUUAGGAAAGAUUAUAGCAGAAAUAUACAUUAAAACACCGUGUCUCAUGUUUAAUAUAAUUUAAUUGCAAAUGCAUUGUAAGAAACUAUGUGAUAAUAAUUUUGUG